AAAAAAAAGAAAAAGAAAAAAGAAAAAAGAAAAAAGAAGACGCUGACACGUAUCCAAUCAUGAAAGCCAAAAUGCAAUUUCAUCCACCCUUCCCCUUCCAUUUAGCUCCUCGUCCUCCACUUUUCCUUUCUUAAAACAAAAACACCAACAGCACAAAAGAAAACAAACCUAAAAAACAAAAUAAAAAUCUCACCCUCUCAUAUCUCAUCUCUCAUCUCUCCAAUUUCCAUGGCAACCAACAAAACCCCAAACAACAUUAGCAACCAAAGCCAAAGUCCUCUGCUCGGUCGGUACGAGAUCGGCAAACUUCUUGGACAUGGUACUUUUGCUAAAGUAUACCAUGCUAGAAACGUUAAAACCAACGAAAGUGUUGCCAUCAAAGUUAUUGACAAAGAAAAGAUCCUCAAGGUUGGUCUUAUGGCGCAUAUCAAACGUGAAAUCUCCAUUCUUAACCGUGUUCGCCACCCCAAUAUUGUCCAGCUUUUUGAAGUCAUGGCUACAAAAGCCAAGAUUUACUUUGUCAUGGAAUAUGUUCGAGGCGGUGAAUUGUUCAAUAAAGUUGCCAAGGGUAGGUUAAAAGAAGAGGUCGCCAGGAGAUAUUUCCAGCAAUUGAUAUCUGCCGUGGCUUUCUGUCAUGCCAGAGGUGUGUUUCAUCGCGAUUUGAAGCCAGAGAAUUUGUUGCUUGAUGAGAAUGGGAACUUGAAAGUUUCGGAUUUCGGAUUGAGUGCAGUGUCUGAUCAGAUUAGACAAGAUGGUUUGUUCCAUACUUUUUGUGGGACUCCUGCUUACGUUGCUCCUGAAGUUCUUGCCAAAAAAGGGUAUGAUGCUGCUAAGGUAGAUAUUUGGUCUUGUGGGAUUGUUUUGUUUGUGUUAAUGGCUGGUUAUUUACCUUUUCAAGAUCAAAAUAUUAUGGUUAUGUAUAAAAAGAUUUAUAAGGGUGAGUUUAGAUGUCCUAGAUGGUUUUCUUCUGAGCUAGUUAGGCUUCUUUCUAAACUUCUUGAUACUAACCCCGUCACAAGAAUUACAAUCCCCGAGAUUAUGGAGAAUAGGUGGUUCAAAAAGGGUUUUAAACAUAUUAAAUUUUAUAUUGAAGAUGAUAAAGUUUGUAGUGUUCAGGACGAGGAUGAUGUGGGUUCAUCUUCUGAUCAAUCAUUAUCUGAAUCGAAAUCGGAAUUCGAAACUAGAAGAAGGGUUACCACUUUGCCUAGACCUGCAAGUUUGAAUGCUUUUGAUAUUAUAUCGUUUUCGCCUGGGUUUGAUUUAUCUGGAUUGUUUGAGGAGGGUGGGGAGGGAGCAAGGUUUGUUUCUGGGGCUCCUGUGUCGAAGAUUAUAUCUAAAUUGGAGGAGAUUGCUAAAGUUGUAAGCUUUACAGUUAGGAAAAAGGAUUGUAGAGUGAGUUUGGAAGGGUCUAGAGAAGGUGUGAAAGGCCCAUUAACAAUUGCAGCUGAGAUAUUUGAGUUGACACCGAAAUUGGUUGUGGUGGAGGUUAAGAAGAAGGGAGGGGAUAAAGGAGAGUACGAAGAGUUUUGUAACAGGGAAUUGAAACCUGGAUUGCAGAAGUUGAUGCAGGAGGAAUCUGAGGCAGCACCUGCUGCUUCUGUGCCUACUGCUCUUGCGCCAUCAGAAUCCUCACUAUUCACCAUCGAUCCUUUUCCCACUGAUUCUUCACAAUCACCCAUGGAUCCUUUUCCUACGAAUUAUAAACAAUUACUUAUUGAUCCUUUUCCUACCGAUGCUUCACAUUUACCUAUCGAUCCCUUUCCUACCAAUUCUACCCAAUUACCUAUUGAUCCUUUUCCUACCGAUUCUUCACAUUUUCCUAUAGAUCCCUUUCCGACCGAUGCGUCAAAUUUACCAUCGGAUUCUGAAUAUUAGAGAAAGAGAGAGAAAGGAAAAGGGUAUGCUUUUCUCUUUACUUCUACUUGCAUAAGCUUUUGUAUGACAUACAUAUAUGUAUUUUCGAUUUCUUUGAUGUUCUGUUGUGUCAGUUAGGGGAUUAGAUGCUAAUACAUGUUGCAUGUUGUUUUCUUCUGCUGAGAGAUAGUAGAUUAAUCGAAGAAUGAAAUACUUAUUUCUGCUGAUCUUGGCAAUUCAGUGGUGACUUGUGUGUUAAAUUAACUUAUGUUGUAAAUGUGAUUGAAGUUGCUUUCUUGUGUUCA
This is a messenger RNA of Populus euphratica (Euphrates poplar), 2159 nucleotides long. RefSeq names its product CBL-interacting serine/threonine-protein kinase 12-like. Gene Ontology annotation, biological process: protein phosphorylation; signal transduction. Gene Ontology annotation, molecular function: protein serine/threonine kinase activity; ATP binding. The transcript has a single exon. Bases 229 to 1875 code for a protein of 548 amino acids. The record is from RefSeq and is a predicted model, not a curated record. Lineage: Eukaryota; Viridiplantae; Streptophyta; Magnoliopsida; Malpighiales; Salicaceae.